AUGUGCGACUUCUCAAAAUACGGUAUUCCCAGCGAGGAAUGGCUGCGUGUGGAAGCCACUUUGUCACCCACGAAAGAGCAGAGCUUUUCCGAGCUGAAGCGAACAGCCAACGAAGGUAGAGAAGCCGUGGCGCGAAAAGGGGUGGCAGAGUUUUCGACCAAAGUGUCCACACAAGAUCACUCAAUUUGUGGACGUGAUGGCUAUAAAUUAGAGGCGAGAAGUUAUCGCCCAAUCUCAGCAUCCCCUUCUGAGAAUCUGCCAAUUUACAUGCACUUUCAUGGGGGUGGCUUUAUGUUCGGUACUUUGAGCUCAGAGGAUGCGAUAUGCUCUCGGCUUGCUGUCAACGCACAAGUUGUUGUUGUCAAUGUCAACUACCGCCAUACUCCCGAAUAUACAUAUCCGACCGCCUGGAACGAUGCCGAAGACGCUUUCCUUUGGGUCUGCGACAACUUUUCUCAAUUGAACUGUGAUCUGGACCGAAUCGUCGUCGGUGGGAUAUCGGCCGGUGCAUGGCUCGCCGCCUCUUUGACACUGGCAGCAUCAAGAUCAGAGCUCCCAGUCUCGCCAACUUCAGCAAUUUGUGGCCAGGUGCUGAUGAUUCCUGCUCUGGUGUACACCAAGUGUUAUGAAUCUCAAUUACGCCAAAUAAAAGGCCCUAGUGUCUCGUCAUAUUCUCAAAACGAGAACGCGCCGAUCCUGAAUAUGCGCAGGAAGCAACUGUUCAAUGGUCUUUUAAAAGUGGAAAAUCCAGAUCCGACUGACAAACGACUGAAUCCUGGGCUUUUGUCCUCUGAAGACGCGAAAAUGUUACCACCAACAACACUUGGGAUUGCGGGCUAUGAUCCCCUACGAGACGAAGGGCUGCUAUACGGAAAGCUAUUGGCCGAAAAUGGUGUACCGACGAAUGUCAAUGUGUUCAAAGGUGUACCCCAUGGAUUCCGACGAUUCGGGGGGAGAUUGUCAGUUUGCCAGCAAUGGGAUCAGACCAUGGAAGACGGAAUUAGAUGGGCAUUAGAAAUGCCUUCUGUGUCAGGAGAGUUCAUCAUUCAGGAACAUUAA
This is a messenger RNA of Penicillium hordei, 1059 nucleotides long. RefSeq names its product alpha/beta hydrolase. The transcript has 2 exons. Gene Ontology annotation, molecular function: hydrolase activity. Lineage: Eukaryota; Fungi; Ascomycota; Eurotiomycetes; Eurotiales; Aspergillaceae. The record is from RefSeq and is a predicted model, not a curated record. The coding region runs from base 1 to 1059 and encodes 352 amino acids.